CAUCAUUAAUUUGUUGAAAUGGACCAAAGCAUUAUCGACUUCACGACUUUGAAUAUGAAUGUCCGACUGUUCUUCUUCUGACAUGUCUAAUGAUGACCACAGGAAAACAUACUGUCUGAUAACAUUAUCUUCAUGAUCAUAACAAGGCUAUAACGACAGACGUCCUCAGUUAUUUUUCUGGGGAAAAAUACAGCAGGCGGUGUUGCAUCGUUACGAAGUACAUUGUGUUUAGGGAACCAAAUCUCAGAAAAUACAAAUGUCCGACGUUGAUAAGUUCAGAAACAUGAUGGGAACGUUAACCAAACUACACAGACGGAUAUUGUGCCAUCGACUGAGUGUCCAUCAUCUCCAGCUAAUACUGCUUACUCUUGCUGUCAUCUUCUUCUGCCUUACAUUUAACUUCAUCACCUUCCCAAGCCAGGGAAAACACAACAUCGACCGUUCCAGUCUGUCUUUCGUUAGGACUAGUGGAGAGCUUGAGAGCAUUGAUAAGCUGCUGGAUGAUGGAGUCGGAAACGAAAAUGGUGACGACGACAGGGUGGUCAAGUCUCAAGAACAUGAAAGGGUAAAUCAGAGAAGGACGAGAAGCCUUUAUAUUCACUCUGAGAUUAAACCUAUCUCAACGUGGCACGAACUGGAAGAUUUGGUGGCUUGUGUACAAGUGGAAAAGGGUAAACCUGAGACCAAACCCUGUUUGGUACAAUGUCCGAAUGGGGAAGAUCUAGAGAUACAUCUUGAAACAGAUCUCCGUCUUGCAAGGGCGAUGGACGCUGUCCUCUUUGGUCUUUCUCCAUUCACAAUGAGAUGGUCCUUCCCGAGUGUCUUGGGCUACAAGCCCAUCCCUGACCAACUAGUUGUGUUUUACAGCAUGGAGAAUGUUCUUCGAAUGCACAAGUGGAACUCAAGGCUGGGUCUUUUGAAGUAUCACGUAGACAUGACGUAUGGUGCGUAUUCAAACAUUAGCGUUCCAUACGCUUAUUUUGUACCUUUCACAGAGGAGGAAACCAAGAAAGGCGAAACAAAAAACUGGAUGGAAGGAAAGACCAAACUGAUUGCAUGGAUGGCAAGCAACUGUAAGGAGGUCUUCUGGCCGAGGAACGAGUUUGUGACCGAACUACAGCGUCAUAUCCAUAUCGAUACGUAUGGACGCUGCGGCAAUCUGACUUGCCUUCCCCGUCUUUCCGAAGAAUGCGUCAAGAUGCUAACAAAGUAUAAGUUCUAUCUCUCUCUUGAAAACUCUGAGUGCAAUGAUUACUUAACUGAAAAGAUUUGGGCUUCGGCGUUAGAAAAUAAUGUCAUCCCCGUCGUGUACGGACCGCGAAAAGCCGACUACGAGAAGUACGCGCCUCCGAAUUCUUUUAUCCACGUGAGUGAUUUCAAAAACGCAGAGGAACUUGCUCGCUAUAUCAAGCGCGUUGCUACUGAUGAGAAAUUAUAUAACAGCUACUUCAAAUGGCGGGAACAUGGUAAAGUCUUUCAAAAAUACCCAAAGCUGAAAAUGACGUAUUUUUGUGACUUGUUACCUUACAUAGAACGCGUACCACCAGUUAUGACAGAAGUCAAAGAUUCACAAUGGUUCACGUCAUGCAGGCAUGAAUUGAGGGUUCGUAAGGAAUUGAACUUGACUGCUAUACAAAGAUUAAGCGGGUGGGAACCUUGGAAAUAGAAUUGUGCCAUUAAUAUGAUCUUAUUUUUCAUAAAUUACCUUUUGGAAAAAAAAAUCAAUUAGACUAUCUUAUUUAUGUAAUAUUUAUUAAACAUUCACAGCCGGUCUUCACAAUAUGAAGGCAAAACAGAUCAAAGACAAUCAUUUUAUUCUUUAAAGAAGCCGUCUUCAUAUGAAAAUCAAAAUAUCGCCUGUUCAAGAAUGCCAUGCAUGUAUAAUAAAACUGAACUUACUUCCAAUAGUGUUUCAUAAUGGGUGAACUCGCGAGGAUAGUGGGUCUGUCACCUAUCACAAUCAAUGAUGUGAGAACAAAAUAUUACCAGGAGCACAGGGAACGGAAUGAUUAAGAGAAG
Molecule: messenger RNA, 2019 nt
Organism: Lytechinus variegatus (green sea urchin)
Lineage: Eukaryota; Metazoa; Echinodermata; Echinoidea; Temnopleuroida; Toxopneustidae
Product: alpha-(1,3)-fucosyltransferase C-like
Exons: 3
Coding region: 257-1666 (469 amino acids)
Cellular component (GO): membrane
Molecular function (GO): alpha-(1->3)-fucosyltransferase activity
Source: RefSeq, a predicted model, not a curated record